Molecule: messenger RNA, 938 nt
Organism: Laetiporus sulphureus 93-53
Lineage: Eukaryota; Fungi; Basidiomycota; Agaricomycetes; Polyporales; Laetiporaceae
Exons: 5
Coding region: 220-726 (168 amino acids)
Source: RefSeq, a predicted model, not a curated record
CGCCCAUCUGCAUCAAUGCAUCAUCGUCGAUGCCCUUGAAUUUUACGUACUCCCACUGUCUCUGGCUAUAAUAUACAACCAGCUCUCGAUACAUGCCUGAGGCGACGGCGUAUUGAUACUCUUUCUCGCUGAGCAGCCUCCAACACAGACAGUGCAGCCCAGAACAAGGCAUGGAACGGGAUCUGUAACGUGUGCCAUCUGAUUGCCACUGGAACUUCGAUGUCUCUGUGUAUGAGCAAUCCCGACGUGUCCUGCUUGCAGCAUUCCUCAGCGAUAGAUCGGCUUAGCCGCUCAUCGUGGCUCACGUAUGAUGGAGUAUCAUGUUGCGCUACGUGUCUCAAGCGGACAGAUGGCUAUUGUCAGGCGCAAAGUCCCAUUGUAACAUGUGAUCGCACACUCUAUCUGCGUUCUCCUGCCACUUGUCUGGACGUAGCCGGGACGCAUUGUGGUCGAUCGCAUCAAUCCAUCGGGACCGCCUACCACCCGUUUAUGAUCCCUCGCGCAACCCGCGAUGUUGCCAUCAUCUGUGAUUGCCGCUGCGACUGGCGUGCCGCUGCCUUCCGACGUCAGUCUCAAGUGCACAUAUGCAGCUCGAUGAUACCAACGAUGCACGGUUACGGGUGCGCAGGCAUUUGCCAACUCGACUUUUCGCUCACUCCACUUUUCGCUCUGGGUGCUCGCAUCUGCUCAUCACUGUGGACCACCCGUGCGGGUUCCACCCAUUGAAUCACCGGUCUACCUGAAUGCAGGCUCUCCGAUCACCGUCUCUGGCUGACCCAUUUGAUGCGCGAAAUUAGCCAUGAGCUCUGAAAAUUUACAUGGACGGUUGCAGCCUCUACGCGCGCGAAAUGACGAUCAGCGCGUGUAUUAGAAUUAGCAUGUUGAAGUCAAUGCGUUCAUGCUUCUAGAGCACCUUCAUCCACGGAUUCUUGUCCUCA